Hydra vulgaris (swiftwater hydra) is the source of this 2332-nucleotide messenger RNA. Its product is annotated as transcriptional regulator ovo. The record is from RefSeq and is a predicted model, not a curated record. Gene Ontology annotation, biological process: regulation of transcription by RNA polymerase II. Gene Ontology annotation, cellular component: nucleus. Gene Ontology annotation, molecular function: DNA-binding transcription factor activity, RNA polymerase II-specific; RNA polymerase II cis-regulatory region sequence-specific DNA binding. Lineage: Eukaryota; Metazoa; Cnidaria; Hydrozoa; Anthoathecata; Hydridae.
AAUCCCAUAAUCCUAUCUCACUCAUCGUAUGAAUUGGGUGUCAACACAUUAAAAAUUCUCUUGUUAAAAUAUAUUGCUCUUUAUUUUGUUAGCUUAAAUAUAUUGCUUGGUCAUUUGGAUAAGUUUUUAGUCGUUUCACUAAAAGAUCAAUUCGUUAUAUCGAUCAUGAUGUUCAGUAGACAAGCAGCUGAAGACACUAAUUUGCCUAAAGACUAUUUCAGAUUUUGGAGUCACGAUAAAAAAGAACUCACUCCAGGUUUGCCGGAUAUGUCUGUAUUUUCACAUAAACGAAGCGACCUGAUAUUUGAAGAUCCACGGAAUUCGCCGCCUUCUUUUAAAACACAUAAGCAUUCUUUAGUGCAACACGCCCCUUACUUAUCACCAACAACUUUUUCUCCAAAACAACAAUAUAUGUUGUCUCCAUUACCGACUCCGAAACCACCUAUUUCUUAUUUUUCGUCUGCUUUACCGGCUCCAAAACCACCUAUUCCCCCAUUGCCGAUUUUGCCACUUAAGCAACACACUUGUAUAAAAGGAUGUCUUCAAUGUAGUGGACUUACUAACUUAGAUAUAGCCGCGUUCUAUUGGUCAAUGUUAGCUAUGCGUGGGUACCCAGAUUUAAAAGCAAGAACAGAUCCGAAUGAACUACAACAACCAAUGUCUCCACCUUCAAAUCCUGAUUUAACAUUUUCGAAACCAUUUAGUCCAUCGGAUAGUUUAUCAAGUGCUGAUUCUGAGCCUCUUUCACCAACAAGUUCAUUAUCCAGCGAUUAUGCAAAUAAAGAUACUAGUAUGAAGUGUCAUGUAUGUCAUAAGUCCUAUUCUCACUCUCGAUUAUUGAACAGACACAUGCAGUCUCAUACAUCGUACAAGAAACAUCACUGCCCACGAUGUCACAAAGGAUUUAACGAUGCCUUUGAUUUGAAACGUCAUAUAAGAACUCAUACUGGUAUUAAGCCUUUCCAAUGUGGUAUGUGUGAAAAGUCGUUCACUCAGCGCUGUUCACUUGAAGCUCAUAUGACGCGAGUUCACAACAUUUCACAAAAAUUUGCUUUUCGAGAAAGGCGUCCGAAACUUUUUGUUUGCGAACAAUGUGGGACAACCUUUUUGGAUAACACCAAAUUCCGUCAACAUGAAAAAGAGGGACAGUGUAUGUCAGGAAUUAUGAAAAAAUAAAAGGUGAUUAGCAAUGAUGAAGAUGAAGAUGAUAAAAAUACAAUUUUUAAUUAAAAAGUAAAGCUAGCAUCUUAGCAUUCCUCAAAGUGUAUCCGUCCUCAAAGAUCGAUUUUUUUUUUCUAUUUGUUUGAAAACGUCCUUUAUAAUUACGGACAUAUGUUACGGUUGAGCUCCUUUUUACAACUUAUAUUAAGUUAACCAAUAGUUGCUCAACUAAUUUGCCUUUUCGGGCAAGAUUAUAUAAUAUUAUGUUUUUUUGUAUAUUGUUUUGUUUUUCUGUAAAUACGGCGCCUAAGUCUAGAUUUAAUGCCAACUAUGCUUACAAUAAAAAUCAAGUAAUGUUGAUGAUUUAUCUUGCUUUGAUAAAUAUUCAAAAAGCUUCAAAUCCACAAAGAGUUUUACUUAAAAUAUAAAUAAAUUUUCUUCUUAGAAAUUUUCAGGCAUUUAAUCUAGGUUUGCAUUUACGUGGACAAUUUAAUCACGUGUAAAGGCAUAUAUUACGCGUUAAGGUUAUUUUAGGUAAUGAUAUUGUUGUUUAGUUUAAACUGUUCCGUUUCCAUCUGAUUAAAGAUUUUUUUUUAACAAAAUCAAAAAAACAAUAGUGAUGAAACAAAAACUAUAACGACAACAGUUAUCGUUUUUGUGACGAUGGAAACGAAUAGAAAUAAACAAAUACAAGUAGUUAAACUUUUUUUAGAUAUUAUAUUUUAGAAAAUUAUGUUUUAUAUUUGUGGUUUGUGAUUCUCUACAUUAGAGACUGUUAUUUUUUUAAUAUAAAACUUUAUUUUAAACAGAGAUUGUUGCUUACCUAACGUAAUCAUGUUUUUUUAAUGAUAGAAAAAAACUGUUUUACCGAUAACACAUUCUGUCUAGUAAUUCUGUCAAUAAUUCUUUUCUGUACUUUGACACUCGUAAAUUUAUAAUAAAAAUUAAAGUAAAUUUAUUUUAGACAUUGAAAGGUUGUUCGUUUUAAAUAUUUUACAGUUUAAGAAUUGGAACAGUUUUUUUCAAAAAUUGUUUUUCAUAAAAUUUUUUUAACUUGUAGAUGCUAAAAUGGUUUGUAGACUCAAGUUUAUUACAGUAUUUUUUUGUAGAACUUUUUUGUAGGAUAAUAAAAUCUGUAAAUAUUAUAAUAACUAAUAGUUUUUUGUUUGUA